Molecule: messenger RNA, 202 nt
Organism: Ambispora leptoticha
Lineage: Eukaryota; Fungi; Glomeromycota; Glomeromycetes; Archaeosporales; Ambisporaceae
Source: the annotation of a GenBank genome assembly
AUGACACAAGGUGAAAAUUUGCAACUCAAUAUAACUCUUUUACCCAAUAAUCAUCUUCCAGACGCUACUUUAUGUCCUAUCACUGACAAGGAUGCUGCAUUGAUCGAAAGUUUUAACGUCCCUACAAUCUCAUCGAUUGUUCUAUUAACUGACGCUCAUGGAUAUCUUAAUUACGAUUUUGCCUUUAGUUCUGGAGAUAUAG